Messenger RNA from Sesamum indicum (sesame), 448 nucleotides. RefSeq lists its product as uncharacterized. Lineage: Eukaryota; Viridiplantae; Streptophyta; Magnoliopsida; Lamiales; Pedaliaceae. The record is from RefSeq and is a predicted model, not a curated record.
CCUGCUCGUGAAAACAAACCUCAAAUCCCAGUGAAUAUAGCAAGGAAAAACGCACAAGGCCGGAAAUAUGGAUAAGAAGCAAGAGAACGAAAAGAAGGUGAAUUUAGAAGGGCUACCAGUGGAGACAAGCCCAUACACGCAGUACAAAGACGUGGAGGAUUACAAGAAACAAGGGUAUGGAACGCAGGGCCACCUCCAGCCUCAACCUGGCCACGGCGCCGCCGGAUCCACCGACGCCCCCACCCUCGCCGGUCGCAGCGGCGUCGCGGAUCCGCGGGAUCAGCUCUCCGCCACCGAUGCCAUUAACCGCCAAGGCGUUCCUUAGUCUCUUUUGGCAGUUGUAUUUAACUUGUAAGGUUUUCGUUUAGAUAUUUGAGUGUAUCUUUAUUAUUGUGCUGUCUCCUUUUAUUCUAUUUUUCUAAAAAAAACAUCCAUAUUUACCAGCAAA